Molecule: messenger RNA, 390 nt
Organism: Oldenlandia corymbosa var. corymbosa
Lineage: Eukaryota; Viridiplantae; Streptophyta; Magnoliopsida; Gentianales; Rubiaceae
Source: the annotation of a GenBank genome assembly
AUGGCUGCAAAAGAUUCCCGCAAGUUUGGGCGCACUGAAAUCCUGUUUGCAAAGUUGGUUUUUGCAUUACUGAUCUUCGUUUCUGCGAUAUACUUGACGGCGAUGGCUUAUAGUUGGCUAAAUCAGCUGAACCGAUCAAAUUUGGCCCUAAAGAGCCCAGAACUGCACCAAGAGUUCGAAAGAUUCAUGGUCAAAUUUGGGAAGAAGUACGACACCGAGGAGGAGAGAAGCAAGAGAUUCCAGAUCUUCGCGAAAUACUACCAAAAACUCAAGGAUUCCAACAAGUCUGGAGGCGGGUCCGAACAAUCCUCUAAUACUGAUCUGGGUAUUACUGGCUUUGCUGAUUAUGCGGAUGAGGAAUUACCUCGUGGUGGGUGUUCCAUAGACUAA